AGACGCGAGCAAAGCGACCGGCCGGCCGCGCUAGCUCGAUCCGCCCAGCUGCUGCGGCCGCUGCUAUACAGCUAGCUAGUGAGCCUAGUGGGAAAGGGGGGGAAGGGCUCAAGAAUAGGCGUCGCGAGAGGCACGUCCACCGCCCGAGCUCACCUCACCGGUCACCGGUGCAACUUUUCCGCACGCGGCCUGGCCGGCCAGCUCCCUCGCGCCGUGCACUUUCUAUAUAUAUAAAAGGCGGGGAGGGAGGCGGGCGCCAUGGAGAGGAGCAGCAGCGGGUGGUUCAAGAAGUGGAGGAGGAGGAGGAAGGCGCGGGAGGGGCGGGGCGCCGGCGGGGAGGGGGACCAUCAACACAAGGUGGUGGUGGACGGGUCGGAGAUCCGGGAGCUGGUGGAGGACGGGGAGGCGUUCGGGAUGCUCGUGGACACCACGUUCCGGCAGCUCGACGCCGACGGGGACGGCAAGCUCUCCGUGCGGGAGCUCCGGCCCGCCGUGGCCGACAUCGGCGCCGCGCUCGGGGUGCCCGCGGAGGGGGCGUCGCCAAACACCGACCACAUCUGCUCGGAGGUGGUGAGCGAGCUGACUCAUGGGACGUCCCAGGGCGAGGUGAGCAAGGCCGAGUUCCAGGAGGCCCUCUCCGACAUCCUCCUCGGCAUGGCGGCGGGGCUCAAGAGGGACCCCAUCGUCAUACUGCGCAUGGACGGCAAGGACCUCCGGGACUUCGUCGCCAGCACCAGAUACGAGCCGUCAGCGGCCGCCAUUUUCUCGCAGGUCGGCUCUGAAGGCGUGCCCCUGCGCCAGUGCCUGUCGGCCGCCCUUGAGCAGCUCGCCGUCGACCAUGGAGUGCCGCCGGCUUCGGACGCCUGGGUUGCCGAGAACAUCGUGGAGCCGGCACUGCGGCAGCUUCCUGCCGAUCAGCUUGAGCAGCCGGCCUCCCGAGAUGGUUUCGUCCGGCAGCUCAGGGAUCUGCUGGGCGCCGUCGCCGAACGGCUCCAGGAGCAGCCCGUGAUCGUCGCCCACACCGAGAACACCUACGACGGGAGUGGCGUCAAGAGGCUGCUGGCCAACAAAUUCGAGCUCGACAAGCUGCUGGAUUCUGUUUGGAGAGGCGUGGCAGGAGAGCAUAAGAACAAGGCAUCCAAGGAAUGUAUCAUAGCUGCACUUGAUAAGAUGGCCGAUGCUGCAAGCGUGCCACAUUAUGGCGCUGUUAAACAGGUGGAUGCUGUGGUGAACAAGGCCAUCAAGACGGCGAGCGCCGACGGUGGAAAGACGGUGGACGAAGCCGAGUUCAAGAAAUUGCUCACGGAUACCCUUGGGGCCGUCAUGCGGCAACUGAGCAGCAACCCCGUCUUCGUCUCCACCAACACCGUCGUGCACGAGCCAUUGUCCGGUUCAUCCGGCCUGUUCUCCUCGCCGCCGCCCGUGACAUCAUCGCCAAAGUGAAUAAAGUUAUACUAUACAUCAUACAUGACAGUUAUGUGGAGGGAACAGGGUGUCAGUAUUUGAGCGGUGCCUGUGGUGUUGCUUUUUGUCUGAUCACAGGCACUGAAGCAGCAUGUUAUGCUGGCUCGGUUACAACCUGACGAAGUGCAACGAUGCAUUUCGUCAGGUUUGUUAACCUGAUUCAUAUUUACUGGAAUAAGGUAAUUAAAGCCAGACACAUUGUUUAUAAAAAAAAACAGACACAUUGAUCAAUGGGAAAUGCAACUAUUUUGCAAUUUUUAA
Molecule: messenger RNA, 1725 nt
Organism: Panicum virgatum (switchgrass)
Lineage: Eukaryota; Viridiplantae; Streptophyta; Magnoliopsida; Poales; Poaceae
Exons: 4
Coding region: 259-1443 (394 amino acids)
Molecular function (GO): calcium ion binding
Source: RefSeq, a predicted model, not a curated record